ACAUUUACUCUUGUAAACGGCAGCUUCUUCAUCCCCUUGUUCACGAGUAUCACUGUUUACCGUCUCUUCUUCCAUCCCUUGUCUUCCUUUCCGGGUCCUGUUCUCGCCAGACUGUCCAUGUGGUGGCGUGUGUGGCAAGUAGCGCAUAUGAAUUCAUAUGAGGUGAUUCAUCGUCUGCAUGAAGAGUACGGGCCGAUCGUCCGAAUUGGACCUAACCAUCUGUCUAUCAACGAUGUGAACGCAUUUUAUAUCAUUUACGGCAACCAAACCAAAGCUGCAAAGCCGACGACCAUGUAUGGUAUGCGCGAGGAACGAAGCCUCAACACCGAGCUGGAUGUCCGACGCCAUGGAGCACGACGUGUCCCCUUUGAAAAAGCGUUGAGUCCCAAGCGGAUCGUGGAGUAUCUGCCCGCGCUGUACCGGUUGACAGACUUAUUGGUGACAAGAUUAUCCGAGGAAAAGGACCACGUCUUGUUGAAUCGAUGGUUAUCCUAUUUUGCAUUCGAUAUCAUGGGUGAGCUGGCGUACAGCAAAUCCUACAAAUGCCUCGAGACACGCACCAUGCACGAGGGAAUCGAGGCAUUGGAGCAAUUCCUCGCUGCGGCUUCAUGGAUCGGAUAUGUCCCCUGGGUCGCCCAGAUCAUGUCCCGCUUACCCAUCCCCGACCCGACGCAGAGUCUACAGGACUUUGCUCGAUCGGCGCUCGAGGAACGGAAAAAAGAGUCCAACCCGUCAGCGGAUGUGCUCUCGUUCGUGUUUAGCGGGAAGCAAGAUCUAACUCCUGGCGAACAGAUGCAGGAUGCGAUGUUGCUGCAGGUUGCAGGCAGCGAUACGACCCUGUCGGCGUUGAUAUUUGCCUGCUACCACCUGGCUAUUGAUAAGCAGUUACAACGCGAUAUUCGAGAGGAGAUUCAGGGGAAUCUUGAAGCCGAACUCACCUUCGAUACCGUGAAAGAUCUGGCUCUCCUACAAGGCCUGAUCAAUGAGACGCUGAGGCUGCAUCCCCCGGGGGCGACGGCAUUGCCACGGGAAAUACCGAAGGGGGGAGUCCAUGUCUGCAACACGUUUAUCCCGGAAUAUACGACUGCCAGUUGUCCAACAUGGUCAAUUCAGAGGGAUCCCAAACACUACGACAACGCUGAUACAUUCGAUGUGAAACGAUGGGCUGCUCCCUCUAACAAAGCCUUUAUUCCAUUCAGCAUGGGCCCAUCGAACUGUGUCGGCAAGCUGUUCGCGUACAUGGAGAUGAAAUAUGUGCUGGCCAAGCUCAUCAUCUCGUUUGACAUCUCCCUGGCUGAGGGGGAGGAUGGAGCCGCGUUGAAGAAGAGCAAAGAUCAUGUCGCGGUGGCGUGUGGAGAGUUG
Molecule: messenger RNA, 1362 nt
Organism: Penicilliopsis zonata CBS 506.65
Lineage: Eukaryota; Fungi; Ascomycota; Eurotiomycetes; Eurotiales; Aspergillaceae
Exons: 3
Molecular function (GO): monooxygenase activity; iron ion binding; oxidoreductase activity, acting on paired donors, with incorporation or reduction of molecular oxygen
Source: RefSeq, a predicted model, not a curated record